AUGGAAUUUUCUUCUAUUUCUUAAUCUAUUAUUAAAGAUCUUUUAAUUGGAACACUAUAAUUUAAAUUAUCUAAAAGAAUUCAUUUCAAAGAUAUAGCAAAACUUUUUGGAUGUCAUUAAGAUAUGAUUAAUUUUUAUUCUUCUUCUAAAAAAUACAGAUAUAGAUAAAAUAUUAUUGAUCAAAAAAUCUUCUUUAGAGAAGCUAGAUAAAAUUCCACUUAUAUUAUUACUGACACUGCUUUAAUGUAAUCCUUAAUCUUUUCACCAUAUUAAUCAUAAGAUAAUAUACAAUUCUAGCCUCAAGAACCUUUAAGGUAAAGUAUUAAAAUAAGAAUUGUUGAAAACACUUAUAUGAGGAAUUUAAAAAGUUUAGAAAUUAGUAAAUUUUAAUUUUUUUAAAUGAUCUUAAGAUAUUAAAAGAAUUUGAUAUAAGUGUAGCUCCAGAAAUCUUUUUAGUAUUGUAGCACUUAAUUUUGGUUAAAUUUACUUUAAUAUGCAUUUAAGAAAACAAUUAGAAGAUCUCUACAAAUGAAGAAGAAAUUAAAGAUUGGAGAAUAUUUAGAGAUUUAGCAUAAAAGGAAAUUGCAAAAGAUAUCUAAUAAUUAAAAGAUAAAAAUGAAAUUUUUCUAGUCUCUUAUAAUAGAGAGGCUGAAUUAAUUUAAGCAGAAUAACAUAUUUAAAAUAAUAAAUAAGAAAAUUAUUAAUUCUUAAUUUUAUAAUUAGCUAAAAUUAAAUAAUUUAAUUAUUCAUUAAGUGCUGAAGAAGAUCGAAAGAAAUUUCUUGAUGGGUAUAGAACUUAAUUAAUGAAAAUGAAAAUUUAGAUUUUAUAACAACUUUCCUUAAGACUUUUUAACGCAGAUCAAGUUUAUUGUUGUGUGCAUUUGCAGAUAUAUUUUUAAACCUUAAUUGGAAUGUCAUAAAAAAUUUUUGAAACAUUGAAAAUAACAAUGCUCAGCAAAUACGAAUAAUUUGAAGAAUCCCUAAAAUCCUCCGAAUUCUAACAAUCAGAAUGGUUCAAAGACACUAUCAUUUAUUUAAUGAAUCAUAGACUAAACAAAUAAUAUCAAUUUUUUUUGAUUCAAUUAUUAUGA
This is a messenger RNA of Paramecium sonneborni, 1091 nucleotides long. The record is from the annotation of a GenBank genome assembly. Lineage: Eukaryota; Ciliophora; Oligohymenophorea; Peniculida; Parameciidae.